This is a messenger RNA of Microthlaspi erraticum, 318 nucleotides long. Lineage: Eukaryota; Viridiplantae; Streptophyta; Magnoliopsida; Brassicales; Brassicaceae. The record is from the annotation of a GenBank genome assembly.
AUGGUGAACAUUCCGAAGACAAAGAAGACUUACUGCAAGAACAAGGAAUGCAAGAAGCAUACAUUGCACAAGGUGACCCAAUACAAGAAGGGCAAAGACAGUCUCGCUGCUCAGGGAAAGCGUCGUUAUGACCGUAAGCAGUCUGGUUAUGGUGGUCAGACUAAGCCUGUCUUCCACAAGAAGGCUAAGACCACGAAGAAGAUUGUCCUGAGGCUUCAGUGCCAAACCUGCAAGCAUUUCUCUCAGCAUUCAAUCAAGAGGUGCAAGCAUUUCGAGAUCGGUGGAGACAAAAAGGGCAAGGGAACAUCUCUUUUCUAA